GUCAUGGUGAGAUGUGAAUAAAAUUCGCGAAAGAGGGAGCUCUUGUCUUUUCUGACAUGAGGGAUAUGGAGAAUCUGUCUCUGCGGGACUUAUGCAGCUUUGAGACUUUUAGCAGGUCCUGGAAACAUUAUGGUUACGGGGGUGAUCAACAAGAGCUGAUCGAUCGGGAAUUUAAAAGAAUCAAAGGUACAACAUACCUCGAUCAUGCGGGGACAACGCUAUUCCCUGAAUCUCAUAUUAAAGCAUUUCAUGAGGAUAUAGCUAGAAAUGUUUAUGGCAAUCCUCACAGUCACAAUCCCAGCAGCAGACUAACACAUGACACAGUUGAAAGUGUCAGAUACAGGAUCCUGGAACAUUUUAACACAACUCCAGACGAAUACUCUGUGAUAUUCACGUCUGGAUGUACCGCAGCACUGAAACUAGUGGCUGACUCCUUCCCCUGGAAAUCUGCAUCGACCGAUGGGCCUGGAAGUCGAUUUUGUUACCUCACCGACAACCACACGUCUGUGGUCGGCAUUCGUGGCGCGGCUGCUGUUCAGGGGGUGGCCGUAGUUCCCGUCCAGCCUCAUGAAGUGGAAGCGAAAGCCACAAUCAAGAAAUCGACAAAUGGAGAACAGGGGAGCUCCACCCCUAAUCUUUUCUGCUAUCCGGCUCAGAGUAACUUCUCCGGCAGGAAAUAUCCCCUGAGAUAUGUGAAAGGAAUUCAAUCUCAACAGCUCUAUCCAGCAUGUGAGCACGGCGGUCGAUGGUUUGUUCUUCUCGAUGCUGCUUGCUUUGUAGGCUGCUCACCUUUGGACCUCAGCAAGCAUCCUGCCGAUUUCGUGCCGAUUUCUUUUUACAAAAUGUUCGGCUUUCCGACUGGACUCGGAGCCUUGCUGGUUAAGAAUGAAACAGCUGAAAUCUUGAGAAAGAGUUACUUUGGUGGAGGAACAGCAGCAGCGUAUCUUGUGGAUGAGAAGUAUUUUGUACCAAGGCCAAAUGUUAGCAGGUUUGAGGACGGCACAAUUGCCUUCCUAGACAUCAUUUCCCUUCAUCACGGGUUUGAGACACUUAAAAAGCUUACAGGAAGCAUGCUCAACGUUCAGCUUCACACGUUUGGUUUGGCACGCUACACCUAUACUGUGCUCUCAUGUCUGCGUCAUAGCAAUGGCAAACCUGUGGCGCAGAUUUACUGUGAUAAUGAGUUUCAGAAUAUCGUUGAACAGGGUGCAAUCCUCAACUUUAGUGUGCUGGACUGCCAUGGACGAACAGUUGGAUAUUCUCAGGUGGACAAAAUGGCCAGUCUUUUCAACAUUCAUAUUCGCACAGGCUGUUUCUGCAACACAGGCGCAUGUCAACAUUAUCUGGUUAUCAGCAACCAAGAUGUAAAGACUAACUUACAGGCUGGUCAUGUGUGUGGAGACAACGUCGAUGUAGUUGAGGGACGUCCCACAGGGUCCAUCCGUGUGUCAUUUGGAUACAUGUCCAGUUUUGAGGAUUGUCAGAACUUUCUUCGGUUUCUUGUGAACUGUUUUGUGGACAAGCCAUUUACACUAGAUCAAGAGAGACUGGGGAGACUGAUGACAUCAGCGCCAGUAGAUAUAACAGAAUCAUCCCAAUCAUUUCACCCAACGCCAAUAACAAAUGGGCAAGCAGGACAUGAGAAUGGCCAAGUUAUCGGCCAUUCUGUAAUAGAAGUGCCAUCUGAAGAGGAUGUGUCCAAAGAAAGAAAGAAGAAUGGCAGUACCCAUAAGCUAACAAAUCUCUUCAUCUAUCCUGUCAAAUCAUGUGCCUCAUUUGAGGUGGCAGAAUGGCCACUGGGACCGCAGGGUUUACUGUAUGACCGUUUUUGGAUGGUUGUGAAUGAGAACGGAGUGUGUCUGAGCCAGAAACGAGAGCCGAAACUGUGUCUCAUCCAACCUGUCAUCUGUCUGGCUUCUAAUACACUACAGCUGAAGGUCUCAGGACGUAUUUCCUACUUAGGAUUGGAACCAGUUGCUAUUCCCUUAGAGCCCAGUGUAAUGAAUUCAGGGUUAAGAACAUCCCACAGCAAAGUUUGUGGUGACAGUGUACAGACGAUGGAUUGUGGUCCGAAAGUUUCAGCGUGGCUUUCAGAGUUUCUUGGCAAACCUUGUAGCCUUAUAAGACAGAGUCCUCACUUCUUGCGUGAAAUAAAAAAUGGCACUCAAAAAGCAGGGGACUGUUACCUCACCGCUCUCUCUCUGGUGAACGAGGCUCAGUUUCUGCUCAUUAAUAGAGCUAGUGUGUCUAUUCUACAGCAACACAUUGACAACCGACAGGAGAGUGAGAAUGAAGACACAUGUUUGGAUAUUGAGUGUCUUGUUCAGCGUUUCCGGGCAAAUCUUGUUAUCUCAGGACAGGAGCCUUUUGUAGAGGAGAGUUGGUCCCAUCUAACAAUAGGAGCCUCACAGUUUCAGGUAAUAGGAAGAUGUGGUCGUUGCCAGAUGAUCGGAGUUGACCAGAAAUCAGCAGCUAGGACCCAGGAACCCCUCAGGUCUCUUUCUGAAUGCAGAAGUGGAAAGGUGACGUUUGGUGUUUACUUGACUGACCGGUCAGCGAGGAACUCUACUGCUGUCCCCGUUUUAUCUGUAGGGGCUCAUGUUAUUCCACAGAUAUCAGGAUCUGCGGAAAAUCUUUAGAACUAUUUAGUUGAAUGUAUAUGCUAACAUCAACGUUUUAUUUAAUUUGAAAAUAAUUUGUCAUAUAUUUGAAAAUAUUUGAACACAUUUACCUGAUCUCUGUUUGUGUAUUUGAAAUAAAAAUAAAUACGAUUUUAUAAUGGUA
Messenger RNA from Triplophysa dalaica, 2784 nucleotides. RefSeq names its product molybdenum cofactor sulfurase (gene mocos). Lineage: Eukaryota; Metazoa; Chordata; Actinopteri; Cypriniformes; Nemacheilidae. The record is from RefSeq and is a predicted model, not a curated record. Gene Ontology annotation, molecular function: pyridoxal phosphate binding; molybdenum ion binding; molybdenum cofactor sulfurtransferase activity. The transcript is spliced from 15 exons. Bases 57 to 2639 code for a protein of 860 amino acids. Gene Ontology annotation, biological process: Mo-molybdopterin cofactor biosynthetic process.